This is a messenger RNA of Aureobasidium namibiae CBS 147.97, 669 nucleotides long. RefSeq lists its product as uncharacterized. The transcript has a single exon. The coding region runs from base 1 to 669 and encodes 222 amino acids. The record is from RefSeq and is a predicted model, not a curated record. NCBI's taxonomy places the organism in Eukaryota, Fungi, Ascomycota, Dothideomycetes, Dothideales, Saccotheciaceae.
AUGCUUGUGUGUCGCCAGAUCAACAGCGAGUAUAUGGCCAUCAGUCAUCCAGCCAUGACACUGGGUGUGUGCUUCCAUGCUUUUGGCGUCGACGAUGUUCGUGAGAGAUUGAGUAAUAACGAAACUCAUCAUUCGAUUCCUCCUCAGAGAAUCAUGGCCCAGAUCACCCGUCUCGACAUCAGGAUCUGUACAGGACUUGGAUGGCCACACUGCGGUAUGCUCUGUUCCACAUGCAGCGUCAUUUCUCAUCUUCUGACUCUGGCGCACAGUGUAGACUAUUGCCCUGCUAUACAGAAUCUCUUUUCUCGCAUGACCAUGAUGACUCAUACUCUCUUCACAUGCAGAUUCUACAUCGAUCAACUAGACGAACCGGGACUGAACGACCCCGGGGAAUUUGAAAGAUAUGGUGCUUGGAUUGCAAGAACAACCGGGUUCUUCCCAACCAUGACAUGUGCAAGACGUUGCAAAUUCCGAUCGGAGUACCAAAUCCGUUGCGACCUAUACUGCCCAUGGUCCAACGACGCUAUGCAUAUAGCAGAAGAAGACAUCGAGUAUUCCACCAACGAACUGGUCUUGGGCGUUUGUUCGAAGCCGUCGGAAGAGACUUUCAAGCUCCAUAACCUCGAUAUGAUGUUUCUUGGCGAGGAGGAAAUUGUUGAUGGCGAUUAA